AUGACAAAAAACACAAAUCUCUUCUUGAUUAUUGUUUUGAUCUUUAAUUUAUUCCUUUCUUCUUCAACUGGUGUUCCGGCACCAACACUCGAAAAACGUGCACUAUGGCCACAACUUGUAGGGCGUGCAUGCUAUAAUCUUAGUCCAACUUGUAGUCUAUUCGGUGAAUUCACUUUUACUCAACUUGCAUUUCAAUUCACUCGUAUAUUCGGACAAAUCAACGAAGGAUUUAAUAAUCCAAAUCCGAGCGCAUACACAUUUGGAAUUUUUACCACACAAAAUGAUGGAACGCUAGUUAAAUCUUUGACACCGACCUUCUCAGUUAACGCACCACCAGGCGGUACUUCUGCUAUUCAAUUGGACGUCCCGGAUAUUGCUCUUCAACCUAAUUUACCUCUUGCAAGUAAUCCGGCUCAAACCGCCACAGAUGUUCAUAACCUAUGGCUUAGAAUUUCAAUGGGUAAUACGAUCUUGUGUAGUGCUCAAAUUCUUCUGACAUAA
Messenger RNA from Ambispora leptoticha, 501 nucleotides. The record is from the annotation of a GenBank genome assembly. NCBI's taxonomy places the organism in Eukaryota, Fungi, Glomeromycota, Glomeromycetes, Archaeosporales, Ambisporaceae.